Fundulus heteroclitus (mummichog) is the source of this 2625-nucleotide messenger RNA. It is a transcript of the gene crtac1b, whose product is annotated as cartilage acidic protein 1b. The transcript has 15 exons. Gene Ontology annotation, biological process: axonal fasciculation. The coding region runs from base 213 to 2105 and encodes 630 amino acids. The record is from RefSeq and is a predicted model, not a curated record. NCBI's taxonomy places the organism in Eukaryota, Metazoa, Chordata, Actinopteri, Cyprinodontiformes, Fundulidae. Gene Ontology annotation, molecular function: calcium ion binding.
CGUGGGAAGUUGUGUGAAAGUGUGUGCGCGUGUGUUUAUGUGUGUGUGUAGGGGGGGAACAAGCCUUUUGAUAUCCGCGGUAUCAACAGCCCCCCCCAAUUAGCCGACCCUCACACUCUGGGUUUGCGCUUCUCCCCCGCCGUCCUCUGGCUGUCAAUCGCUGCAGGAUUUGUUGGGAGUUCCCGGGGAGCGCCUCUCCUGCAUCUGUGAGGAUGUUGCUGUGCCUGCUCUUCCUCCUGCCUGCCCGCUCCUCGGCUCAGCGAUCAGAGCCCAUGUUCUCUGCUGUGACCAAGACCGCUCUCCGCCCGGACUAUGAGAACAACCCCAGCCAGCUCAACUAUGGCAUGGCUGUCACUGACGUGGAUGGGGACGGAGACCUGGAGAUAUUUGUCGCCGGAUACAAUGGCCCAAACCUCGUGCUGAAGUACGAUAAACAGAGGAAAAGGCUUGUCAACAUCGCCGUCGACGACCCGACUUCCCCGUUCUACGCCCUGAGGGACCGUCAAGGCAACGCCAUAGGAGUGACAGCGUGUGACAUAGAUGGAGAUGGACAGGAGGAGAUUUACGUCCUCAACACCAACAACGCCUUCUCUGGUCGAGCGACAUAUUCCGACAAGCUGUUCAAGUUUCGCAACGGACGCUUCGAGGACCUGCUGAACGACGACAUAAACGAGCACCGGGAUGUGGCCAACCCCAUGGCCGGGCGCUCCGUGGCCUGCAUCGACAGGAAGGGCACAGGCCGUUAUGCCAUCUACAUUGCCAACUAUGCCAGUGGAAAUGUGGGCCCCCACGCUCUGAUAGAGAUGGACGAGGCGGCCAGUGACCUCUCACAGGGAGUUGUUGCCCUCUCCAAUGUUGCAGAGCAAGCUGGAGUUAACAAACUGAUUGGGGGGAGAGGUGUCGUGGUGGGGCCCAUUGUUAGUCAAACUCUAUCUGAUAUCUUCUGUGACAAUGAGUAUGGAUCCAACUUCCUGUUCAGGAACAACGGUGAUGGAACUUUUACUGAUGUGGCGCAGCAGGCUGGUGUGGAGGACCCCAUGCAGCACGGCAGAGGGGUGGCCCUGGCAGACUUCAACCGUGACGGCAGGACGGACAUCGUCUAUGGGAACUGGAAUGGGCCUCAUCGCCUGUACAUACAGCUAAAUAAUCGCAAACAUAAAUUCAAGGACAUUGCCUCCCAGAAGUUUUCCAUGCCAUCCCCGGUUCGGACUGUUAUUGCUGCAGAUUUUGAUAAUGACAACGAGCUGGAGGUGUUUUUCAAUAACAUCGCCUACAGAGGACCCUCGGCCAACAGACUCUUUAGGGUGAGCAGAAGAGAACAUGCGGACCCCCAGAUAGAAGAGUUGAACAUUGGGGAAGCAGCAGAGCCUGAUGGACGAGGAACUGGAGCCAUAGCCACAGACUUUGACGGUGACGGCCGUCUGGAACUGGUGGUGUCGCACGGUGAAAGUGCAGCACAGCCGCUUUCUGUCUAUAAAGUCAACCAGGGCCUCACUAACUCAUGGCUGCGGGUGAUUCCCCGGACCAAGUUUGGAGCUUUUGCCAGAGGAGCUAAAGUGGUUGUCUACACAAAGAAGAGCGGCCCACACACACGGAUUAUUGACGGUGGCUCGGGGUACCUGUGUGAGAUGGAACCUGUGGCCCACUUUGGCCUUGGUAGGGACGUGGCCACGAACGUUGAAGUGUACUGGCCAGAUGGGCGCUCGAUAGCCCGUCCCCUGGAGCCUGCAGAGAUCAACUCAGUGCUGGAGAUCCCCUACCCAAAAGAUGAGGAGGAGGUCACUCCCACUGUGGAAAUAGAGUGUGGCCACGGGUUUGCUCUAAAUGAGUAUGGCCGUUGCACAGAUAAAGAUGAAUGCACCCAGUUCCCCUCUGUGUGCCCCUCUGACCGCCCCAUCUGUACUAAUACCUACGGCAGCUAUAAAUGUCGUGCCAAGAAAAGAUGCAACCAGGGCUUUGAGCCCAAUGACGACGGGUCUGCCUGUGUGGCCCAGGUGGCUUACUUUGGAAGGACACGCUCUUCUGGGGAAUGCAAUGCUUUCCAUAUGCUUGCUCUCACUCUGCUCCCCCUCAUCUCUACUCAUCUGCAGAUAGGACUGCUGUAGCUUUAAUUCUUUUUUUUCCUCCUCCUUACUGCUGAAUGGAGCUGUACAGAGACUGUGUGCAAACUUUCUCUCUGAGAAAUAGCCUCCUUCUUCUCCAUGAAUCUCUGCUGUCUUUUCUUCGCUGGUUGCUGUAUAUACAGACUUGCUUCGUUGUCACCGCUGCUGUGUUUCACCCCGCGGCUUCUGGCCUCCUCUGGGAGCUCCGUUGUGAGCUGCAGAGAUCAGAACUGUCACCUGCGAAGCCCCGGAUUCGUUGUCUGGCGUUAAAAAUACAACCUGAACUGAGGCCAAGUCAACGAGAGAAGCUUUGCUAUGACCCCCACCCCGUACAUACGGAGAUGAAUCCACAGAGCGGCCCAUCUGUAUCUCUGCCAUACCACAAUGCUAAUCAUCACAUAUCACUCUCAUCUUGAUUAUGUGUUUACUGAGAAGCUUGAGAGCAAAAAGCUUUAGGUUGUGUGUGUAUUUAUGUGUCUGUGUGGGCGAUGUGUGUGUGUGUGUGUGUGUGUGUGUGUGUGUG